Molecule: messenger RNA, 1437 nt
Organism: Ruditapes philippinarum (Manila clam)
Lineage: Eukaryota; Metazoa; Mollusca; Bivalvia; Venerida; Veneridae
Exons: 3
Coding region: 1-1437 (478 amino acids)
Molecular function (GO): RNA-DNA hybrid ribonuclease activity; nucleic acid binding
Source: RefSeq, a predicted model, not a curated record
AUGUCUGAUACAGAGCCAGUGGAGCGUGGCACACCCCAGGGCUCGAUCCUCUCGCCGUUAUUAUUCUCUAUUAUUAUUAACGGCUUACCAGAAUCUCUCUCAGGUUCUGGUAUGGUCAUUAGCCAGUUUGCUGAUGAUUCCAGCACCAGGAAAUCUGGGUCCAAUUUGGUUAAGCUAGCCAAGGAUGCACAAGCUGGCAUGGACUCUCUAAGGGGAUGGGCACAAAAAUGGGGCUUUAAAAUAUCUAAAACUAAAACUACAACCCAGUCCGUGGACUGCUGGGAAAAAGGCCAAUAUACACUAAAUAGGUUUAAAGACCCAGUCCUCCCCUUUGGUGCUGCAACGCAGGACCUGGCGGAGGAUUGUGGUAUUAAGGAUUCAAACAUUGUUGAGAAGCGGCCCAUGGAGGUUCCGCCGUGGACCCUGACCUUGCCUGAGGUCGACAUCACGUUACAAGAAAAAGUGAACAAAUCUGAUUUGCCACAUCUCGCAAAUACAGAAACAAAAAUAUUAAUUAAUAAAUAUAUAGGUCAAACACACAUUUAUACGGAUGGAUCAAAGGACCCGGACUCUGGCAGGGUUGCCUCGGCUGUAGUAAUACCUUCCAUACAAUAUGAAAAAAUUGAUAGGUUAACCAAUAAUACAUCCAUCUAUACCGCCGAGCUCCUUGCUAUUAGAAAUGCUAUGUGCUGGAUUCAUGACAGUAAUAUAAUAAAAGCUGUCAUCUUCUCUGACUCACUUUCAUCACUGAUCUCACUGAAAUCCAACAAUAGUCAGUCGAGACCAGAUUUAUUAAACGAAAUAAUUCUUCUAUAUAAUAAAGUCCUAAACCUAGGAAAACAGGUUACCAUAGUUUGGUGUCCAGCACAUAUAGGGAUCUCAGGCAAUGAACAGGCAGACAGGGCGGCCAAAAUGGGCUUAAACCUCAACAAUGUCACUGAAUCAAUCUCACUCUCCCCCACUGAGAUAUAUUCCAAAAUUAAAAAAUAUAUAGUUAAAUUGUGGCAGGCUGAUUUCAAUUCCUGCCAUGAUCAGAGAAAACAUAUAAAUAACUCAGUGGGGCUCAGUCGCCCAAUUCAAUAUUCAAAUAAUAUUAAAAUAGAUAGGGCCAUAACAAGACUGAGGUUGGGCACAACCCUAUUACCAGGGGAUUCUGGCCAAUAUAUCAAGAAAAUGAGCCCCAAUUGUGCCCACUGUGGAGUGAGAUACAAUAUAUCCCACCUAUUGCAUGAGUGUGACCAGUUCAGGGACCAUAGAAAUGAACUGCGGUCAGCACUUGGUGCUAUAGGGUUGGGAUAUAGCACACAAAAUAUACUAAAUCCACCAAAGAAAUACUCGAUAAUAGUACAAGGGAAGCAACUCAAUUUUGGACUUAUGGUGUCUAUUUUGCUGUUUGAUAUAGAUAAUAAUGGUCACAAAAAGAUCAAAUGGUUAUAA